AUGGCGCGUCAUGGGAAGGGACCGAAGACGAAUCAGACGAAGAACCUACCACCUGAGAAGGAGCGGUUUAUUCAAUGUUGUGGGGGUGUUGUCUCCGAGUUGACGGACUCGCUACUAGAUGGGUCGAUGAAGGAGGUGAAUCUGAACGGGUUGAUCACGAAGUACUCGAAGAAGUACAAGCUGAAGCAGCAGCCGCGGCUGACGGACAUUAUCAACUCGAUCCCGGACCAGUACAAGAAGUACCUUCUCCCCAAGUUGAAGGCGAAGCCCGUUCGGACCGCCUCUGGGAUCGCGGUCGUCGCAGUGAUGUGCAAGCCGCACAGGUGUCCGCACAUUGCGUACACGGGGAACAUCUGCGUGUACUGCCCAGGUGGGCCGGAUUCGGAUUUCGAGUACUCGACGCAGUCGUACACAGGGUACGAGCCGACGUCGAUGCGUGCGAUCAGGGCACGUUACGAUCCGUACGAGCAGGCGCGGGGACGUGUGGAACAGUUGAAGCAGUUGGGUCACUCGAUAGACAAAGUCGAGUACGUCGUGAUGGGGGGGACAUUCAUGUCGCUUCCUCAGGACUACAGGGAGGAAUUCAUCACGCAGUUGCAUAACGCGCUUUCAGGGUUCAACGGUAACAACUUGGAUGAGGCGAUUGCGUAUUCGCAGCAGAGUUUGACCAAAUGUGUUGGGAUCACUAUCGAGACUAGACCGGACUAUUGUACGGAGACGCAUUUGGACGACAUGUUGCGGUAUGGGUGCACGCGGCUGGAGAUCGGUGUACAGUCUCUGUACGAGGAUGUCGCUAGGGACACCAACAGAGGUCACACGGUGAAGGCUGUGUGUGACACUUUCGCUGUUGCAAAGGAUGCAGGUUACAAAGUUGUCUCGCACAUGAUGCCCGAUCUGCCCAACGUCGGGAUGGAGCGGGACCUCGAGCAAUUCAAGGAGUACUUCGAGAACCCUGAUUUCAGGACCGAUGGGUUGAAGAUAUACCCUACUUUGGUCAUCAGGGGUACUGGGCUGUACGAGCUGUGGAAGACUGGGAGGUACAAGUCAUACAACGCGAACGCACUGGUGGAUCUUGUUGCGCGGAUACUCGCGCUGGUACCACCUUGGACGAGAAUAUACCGUGUCCAGAGAGACAUCCCGAUGCCCCUGGUGACAUCUGGUGUCGACAACGGGAACCUGCGGGAGUUGGCGCUUGCGAGAAUGAAGGAUUUCGGGACGUCGUGCAGGGAUGUGCGUACGCGGGAAGUCGGUAUCCAGGAGGUGCACCACAAGGUACAGCCUGACCAAGUGGAACUGAUCAGGAGGGAUUACUAUGCGAACGGCGGGUGGGAGACUUUCUUGUCCUACGAGGACCCGAAGAGGGACAUCCUUGUUGGUCUUCUGCGGUUACGGAAGUGUUCCAAGAAGUACACGUACAGGAAGGAGUUUACGAAGCAGAGGACGUCUAUUGUCCGUGAACUGCACGUGUACGGGUCCGUCGUACCAUUGCAUUCGAGAGACCCUCGCAAGUUCCAGCAUCAAGGGUUUGGUACUCUGCUGAUGGAGGAGGCUGAACGGAUAGCGCGUGUCGAGCACGGAUCCGAGAAGAUCUCUGUCAUUUCUGGUGUAGGUGUCAGAAACUACUACAACAAGCUUGGGUAUGAACUGGACGGUCCCUACAUGUCGAAGAUGCUACAUGAAGAGGAGUGA
Messenger RNA from Huiozyma naganishii CBS 8797, 1689 nucleotides. It is a transcript of the gene ELP3, whose product is annotated as Elongator subunit ELP3. The transcript has a single exon. Gene Ontology annotation, biological process: tRNA wobble base 5-methoxycarbonylmethyl-2-thiouridinylation. Bases 1 to 1689 code for a protein of 562 amino acids. Gene Ontology annotation, molecular function: iron-sulfur cluster binding; acyltransferase activity, transferring groups other than amino-acyl groups. Lineage: Eukaryota; Fungi; Ascomycota; Saccharomycetes; Saccharomycetales; Saccharomycetaceae. The record is from RefSeq and is a predicted model, not a curated record. Gene Ontology annotation, cellular component: nucleus; elongator holoenzyme complex; cytoplasm.